CCAACUCAUCAGACCAACUGCCCCAAAUUAUUCGACCUUCCCUUCGCCGCAGCUGAUACACCUUCAAACAUACCCAGUAUCCAUACCAUACGUCUUCUCACUAUGGCUGUUCCUACACCAAUCCGCGACCCUCUGCUGCAGCACAUGUUCGCAUAUCUCAACCCUCGCCGCGAUGAACUCCCCUCCCACAUCGUUGAGACCAUCGCUGGAAAUCUCACAUUUCUGGUGAAAUACACUGCCGGUCCUAGUGUCCGCGCUUCCCAGAUCUCAAUUUCCGUGAUCGACGUCCGUGGACCCAACAACAGUGAAGUCGGCCACAAGGCCACAGUCUGUAUUCACGACGGCCCAGGCAAGUUUACAGUCGUGAUGUGGAAGCAGGUAAAUUGGGGUCAAAAUGUCGUAAUCGGGCUGGGAGAGAAAGUGGACAAGGCUAUCAAAGAUAUCCUGGCGAAGGAAGGAAAUGACGGAUAUGGUGACUUCGAGGGCUAGCAAGCAAUUUGAUCGAUGCUCUCUUGUUGGACAAGAAGUUCUUGGAAGAAACUUGUUAGCCGACUACGUGAAGCUUCGCUUCUAUCACCGUUCUCUCGACCUGGUGUCAGUUCAUCUACAAUAGGCUGUAAAUAUCGGCUAGUGAUAGCAUGAAGGAUUCACAUCACGUAUCAGUGCCUAGGAAGAAGAAGAAGGUAUGGGAACAGACAUAGAAGCUCAUCUGGAAAGCCUCAAGGCCGUGUACCGGUACUUCAC
This is a messenger RNA of Alternaria alternata, 744 nucleotides long. RefSeq lists its product as hypothetical. Lineage: Eukaryota; Fungi; Ascomycota; Dothideomycetes; Pleosporales; Pleosporaceae. The record is from RefSeq and is a predicted model, not a curated record. The transcript has 2 exons. Bases 103 to 489 code for a protein of 128 amino acids.